Messenger RNA from Phyllostomus hastatus (greater spear-nosed bat), 562 nucleotides. RefSeq names its product keratin-associated protein 3-3. The record is from RefSeq and is a predicted model, not a curated record. Lineage: Eukaryota; Metazoa; Chordata; Mammalia; Chiroptera; Phyllostomidae. Bases 41 to 337 code for a protein of 98 amino acids. The transcript has a single exon. Gene Ontology annotation, cellular component: keratin filament. Gene Ontology annotation, molecular function: structural molecule activity.
UUUCUUUCUGAGAAACCUAAGCACACCAGAUUGCCCCGCCAUGGCUUGCUGCGCCCCCUGCUGCUGCAGCGUCCCCACCGGCCCCGCCACCACCAUCUGCUCCUCUGACAAAUGCUGCCGCUGCGGAGUCUGCCUGCCCAGCACCUGCCCACACACCAUCUGGCAGCUGGAGCCCACCUGCUGCGACAACUGCCCCCCACCUUGCCACAUUCCUCAGCCCUGUGUGCCCACCUGCUUCCUGCUCAACUCCUGCCUGCCCACCCCAGGCCUGGAGACCAUCAACCUCACCACCUUCACGCAGCCCUGCUGUGAGCCCUGCCUCCCCAGCUGCUGCUGACCGGUGGCUGCUGCGCUCUGCGCCUGACAAUGACGAACCCAAAACCUGUCUGUGUAGCGCUCACUCGCCUCGGUAAUUCAUCAGGUGUCGAGACAGACCAGAUGGCCCAAAUGUGGGAAACCCACCUUUCGUUUUAAUGGAAAAUAAAAAUAAAUUGUUAUGGCUAUUUGGCUCAAUUAUCAUUUGGUUCAUUUGGGCAAGUGAGUAUUAUCCACUAUCAAAAUA